Messenger RNA from Trichoderma atroviride IMI 206040, 2033 nucleotides. RefSeq lists its product as uncharacterized. Gene Ontology annotation, biological process: regulatory ncRNA-mediated gene silencing; mRNA catabolic process. The record is from RefSeq and is a predicted model, not a curated record. Gene Ontology annotation, molecular function: nuclease activity; RNA binding. Gene Ontology annotation, cellular component: nucleus; cytosol; RISC complex. Lineage: Eukaryota; Fungi; Ascomycota; Sordariomycetes; Hypocreales; Hypocreaceae.
GGAGGGAUUGGCCAGGUGCAAUGACUUCCAUUCUACCAUGCUAGGAGAGAAGAUGGCUCCUCUGAGAGCCGCCGAGAAGAAGGCUCAGUCCCAAAAGAUUCGCCUACACAAGCAUCACGUUGUCAAGGCAGAGACUGGAGACAAGGAGAUGACCGUCACCAAGAUCAUUGGUGCCGAUACCAUUCUGGUCAAGGCCAAGGGCGACAGCGCAGAGAAGAGGAUCAGCUUCAGCAGCAUCCGUGGGCCUCGAACCAACGAGCCCUCCGAGAGCCCCUUCAGAGACGAGGCAAAGGAAUUCCUGAGAUCAAAAUUGAUUGGAAAGCACGUCAAGGUCAGCGUUGAUGGAACCAAGCCCCCAUCCGAAGGCUUCGAGGCCAGAGACGUGGCCACAAUUACGGAAAAGGGCAAGAACAUUGGUCUUGCGCUGGUAGAAGCUGGCUGGGCUUCUGUCAUUAGACACAGGAAAGAUGAUACCGAUAGGGCACCCAACUACGACGAGCUUCUUGUGGCUCAAGAGAAGGCCAAGGAGGAGACGAAGGGCAUGUGGUCUGGAAAGCCUCAAAAGGCUAAGCAGUACCUGGAUCUCUCAGAAAACACUCAGAAAGCCAAGAUUAUGCUUGCUACACUACAGCGUCAGAAGAGAGUGCCUGCUAUUGUUGACUUUUGCAAGGCCGGUUCUCGAUUCACCAUCCUUAUUCCCCGCGAGAACGUCAAGCUUACCUUGGUUCUGGGUGGUAUCCGCGCCCCAAGAGCCCCUCGUGCUGAUGGACAAGGUGGCGAGCCUUUCGGCAAGGAGGCUCUCGACCUGGCCAACCGACGCUGCAACCAGAGGGACUGCGAGGUGAAUAUUCAUGAUAUGGACAAGGUCGGUGGAUUCAUCGGCGAACUGUACAUUGGCCGUGAAAACUUUGCCAAGGUCCUUAUUGAAGAGGGCUUGGCCUCAGUACACGCCUACUCUGCCGAGAAGUCAGGAAACUCUGUCGAGCUUUUCGCGGCCGAGAAGAAGGCAAAGGAGGCCAGGAAUGGUUUGUGGCAUGACUAUGACCCUUCACAAGAGGAGGAAAAUGCCGAUGAGGGUGCUGAGGAGAACGGCGCUCCCGAGGCGGAAGUCACGCUGGACAAGAAGCCGGCUGAUUACCGAGACGUUAUCAUUACCAACAUUGAUGGAAACGGAAGACUCAAGAUUCAAGAGAUUGGAAAGGGCACAGCAGCUUUGGAAUCUCUGAUGAGCGAAUUCCGAAAGUUCCACAUCGAUUCCAAGAACAGCAAGCCCCUCGCAGACGCUCCCAAGACUGGAGAAUUCGUGUCUGCCAAGUUCUCAGCCGAUGGCCAGUGGUACCGUGCGCGAGUCCGAGCCAAUGACCGCACAGCCAAGCAGGCAGAGGUUGUGUAUGUGGACUACGGCAACAGCGAGAAGAUUGCUUGGUCCAGCCUACGGUCCUUGGACCAGACCAAGUUUGGUGUCCAGAAGCUCAAGGCCCAAGCCAUCGAUGCAUCGCUGUCGUUUGUGCAGCUGCCCACCGCCGCGCACUACUUUGAGGAUGCUAUCGGCUUGAUCUAUGAGCUGACUGAGGGUAAGCGCCUGGUUGCCAACUUUGAUCUUAUCGACAGCAAGGAGAACAUUAGCUACAUCACGCUCUAUGACACCAAGGGAGAUGGCUCUCUGCCCGGACCCAAUGACUCCAUCAAUAAGGAGAUUGUAGUCAGCGGAUACGGCAUGGUGCCCAAGAAGCUCAAGGCAUGGGAGCGUAGCAAGGCUUUUGAGUCGUGCCUGAAGCACCUGCGGGAAGUCGAGGGCCAGGCAAAGCAGGACAGGCAGGGUAUGUGGGAGUAUGGCGAUAUCACGGAAGACUAAAUGGGCAACGGAAGAUAUAAAAAAAUGUUUGGGGGUAAAAAGGAGGGGAGGUUCUUUCAACUAGGGAUUUUCUUUCUUUUUAUAGUUUACAUAGCAUAAAGCGAGAAAUUGCAUUCCCGACGAUACGUCAGUACAAAGAAGAUGGUUUAUCAAAAAAAAAAGUAUCUUGUUAUAUCAA